UUUUGAAAAACCCAAAGGUUUGUAAAAUAUUCUGGGGUAAUUUCUGUUUUUCUUGUGUUACUCACGGACGAGCUAAAGCGAUGAGGCUAUAUAAAACGUGUUCAAAUGGAACGAUCUCAGUCAGUGUCUCAUCUCAAUUGUCGCAGCAAUGAAGUGGAUUUCGUUAUUCUUGCCGCUACUGGCGCUUCUUUCUCUGGCUAAUGUUGGAUAUGCUCGAACAAUUCCAAAAAUUACCAUUAGGAAUGGCGACAUUAUAGUGCAUGGAAACUGCCAUGGCUGCACAGCCCGAGCCACAAAAAACUCGGCUCAUUUAUCAUUUAAAUUUACUCGUAGAUGGUAAAUUUCAAUAGUGAUGAAAUAACCAAAAUCUUGCCAUAUAUAUUUAAACUAAUUUAUUAAUAAAAACCAAAAAAACUUAAAA
Messenger RNA from Drosophila elegans, 421 nucleotides. RefSeq lists its product as uncharacterized. NCBI's taxonomy places the organism in Eukaryota, Metazoa, Arthropoda, Insecta, Diptera, Drosophilidae. The record is from RefSeq and is a predicted model, not a curated record. The transcript is spliced from 2 exons. Bases 149 to 340 code for a protein of 63 amino acids.